GUAAUGAGACAAAAAGCUCAUGUGAAUGUGUGUGCUUUUCUAUCGCGGCGUGGACGUGAUGACUCGAAGCCGAAGCUGAAAGUUUAAAUCGCGCACGGUGGGGGCGAAAGCGGGGACUGGUGAAGAGCGACUUCUUUUGGCCAUUUGGUGCUCGCUCUUUGUUGUCGUAAAAUGUGAAGAGAUUCUGCUCGCCGUUUCAACCGCUUAGAAAUUACGCUCCAGCUCGCAACUUACAACUCAGCGGAGUUUUGUUUGCACUUGGAUUUUAUUGUCAAAAGGUAGAAAAUCGUGGAUUUGUCGUGCAGUGUGAUGAAGUAGCUUAGAUAUUAGAGUUUAAAAAAAUCUACUUCGGGACAAUCGUCACACAAUUUCUCUUUAUUAUUUUCUAUCAGACGCUUUCUAAUUGAAUUAGAGUGGAGCGACCAUUGGCUGUGACGAGGGCUGGUGCCCCCGCAUGGUUCUCCAGAAGCUCCUCCCCUAUGGCUUACAAUCAGUUGGGCGUGUGGACAACUACAUCUUAUAAGAGCCGCUGAAUAUCUCAUGUCCAGCCCAUAAUCUGACUUGAAAAUCCGUAGGUGAGGAGAACCUCCUUCCAUCAUUGGUAAAGGGAGGGAGGCGUGCAGGGACAGAAACAACCGGGCGCCGGUGCUUGUGUCGCCUCCUUGGCUGAGAUUCACUCUCCUGGACUCUUGAAACUCUUCUUAUUUAUUGCAAGAACAAAACAAUGCAGUUAGAGAACAUCCUCCCCAGCGCUAGCAUCAAUUUACCCAAGACAUUUUACAACCUUUCCUCGUCGGACAGUGCCAACAACAGCCCGAGGCCGUCGACGCAGCUUGACUAUCAAGAAGUCGACCGGACGGAAUCAGAGUCUAGCAGCGCUCCUAAGAAAUACCUGAGCGGGGUGGGAAACGGGAUGCUGGGCGAGGGAGAGGGGGACACUUUCACUAAAACCGGGCCCGAUGGGAGGAAAGGCUCCCCGGUGCUCGGUGAGGACGAGUUGACGAGCGGUCGGCGUUACAACAUAGACGAUCUUGGCUCUGACAGAUACUUCAUCUCGUCGUCCCAGGCUAGUUCCGACAUGGCAAGCCCCUGUUCCCUUUUCCCCUAUGCAGGACAGACGGGAUCGGUGUACUCCGGGUCCAGCAGCUCCAGGUACCCGGCUUCACUUCAUUACGGAUCCGUCCUGCCGCCAACAGGCUUCUCCUCUUCGCCCGUGUGCACCGGCCGGAGCCAGUUCAGCAGCGGAGGGUACCAGUUCAGCCAGGGCCCGGGCUGUUUGUACCCCUCUUAUCCCGGCACGGGGACGGGUAUUGGCUCCAUGUCACUGCCGGGGUCUGCUGCCGGAGCCAGAGCGCAGGUCUAUCUGUGCAACCGGCCUCUGUGGCUCAAAUUCCACCGGCACCAGACAGAGAUGAUUAUCACCAAGCAGGGCAGACGGAUGUUCCCAUUCCUCAGUUUCAACAUCACUGGACUCAACCUCACGGCUCAUUACAAUGUCUUUGUAGAAAUUGUUUUGGCUGACCCGAAUCACUGGCGCUUUCAGGGAGGAAAGUGGGUCACUUGUGGAAAAGCAGACAAUAAUAUGCAAGGCAACAAAAUGUAUGUUCAUCCUGAAUCUCCAAACACCGGUGCUCACUGGAUGAGACAAGAAAUCUCCUUCGGCAAGUUGAAGCUGACCAACAAUAAAGGAGCCAACAACAACAACACACAGAUGAUAGUCUUGCAGUCGCUUCAUAAAUACCAACCGCGACUGCACAUUGUGGAGGUGACGGAAGACGGCGUGGAGGACAUGAGCAACGAGGCCAGAACUCAAACCUUCACCUUCCCAGAGAACCAGUUUAUAGCCGUCACAGCCUACCAGAACACAGAUAUCACGCAGCUGAAGAUCGAUCACAACCCAUUUGCAAAGGGCUUCCGGGACAAUUAUGACUCGAUGUACACAGCUCCAGAGAGUGACAGGUUGACUCCGUCCCCUACAGACUCCCCUCGCUCCACCCAAAUUGUGCCUGGGGCCCGUUAUGCCAUGCAGCCUUUCUUUCAGGACCAGUUUGUCAACAACCUGCCUCAGAACCGCUUCUACGCCAGCGAGCGGGCUGUUCCACAAACCAACAGCCUUCUCUCUCCACAGAGUGAGGACGCCAGCGCCGCUGCCUCUGCCCAGCGUUGGUUCGUCCCACCAGUCCAACAGCCGGGCUCCAACAAGCUGGAUCUGUCAUAUGAGAAUGACUAUUCCACCAGUAGCCUGCUGUCCUACGGCAUAAAGCCCCUGUCCCUGCAGACGUCCCACGCCCUCAGCUACUACCCGGACUCGGCCUUCGCCUCCAUGGCAGCAGGCUGGGGCACCAGAAGCUCUUACCAGCGCAAGAUGACCACAGGCCUGCCCUGGUCGCCUCGUCCAAGCCCCCCAGCCUUCCCAGAGGACCAGCUGGGGGUUACUAAAGACAAGCUUCCCGAGGAGAACGCUCCAUCAGCCUCUACCUGGAUCGAGACCUCGCACUCACUGAAAUCGGUGGACUCUACCGAUUCAGGUGUCUACUCUGUGGUGUGUAAGAGGCGCAGAAUGUCCCCUGGGGGCUCGAGCACAGAGAACUCUCCAACCAUCAAGUGUGAGGACUUGACUACGGAAGAGUACAACAAGGACAACCCAAAAGGUGCCAAAGCUUAGUGUUCCCCCAAGCAAGCUGCACAAGGUUAUUUUCCCAGGCCAGCCCCUCUCACAUACCUGAGCAGAAACAUGCAUAGUGAUUGUUGUUUUUGAAAAAAAGCAUGUCCCUUUUUAUUCAUUUGUUUUUACAACUUUUUGGUUUUUUUACAAAUGUGAUUUUUUUCCCCUCCCUGCGUAUUUAAGUCAUUUUUGUUGUACAGUAUUCGUGCACUUUAGAAUGUGAUGUAUCUUGUACAAAUUGUCUUCAUGGAGGUGUUAUUAAAUGGAUAAUAAAACAGCUUUUCACAAGG
Molecule: messenger RNA, 2955 nt
Organism: Scatophagus argus
Lineage: Eukaryota; Metazoa; Chordata; Actinopteri; Scatophagidae
Gene: eomesa
Product: eomesodermin homolog a
Exons: 7
Coding region: 725-2665 (646 amino acids)
Biological process (GO): endodermal cell fate specification; CD8-positive, alpha-beta T cell differentiation involved in immune response; mesoderm formation
Cellular component (GO): nucleus
Molecular function (GO): DNA-binding transcription factor activity, RNA polymerase II-specific; RNA polymerase II cis-regulatory region sequence-specific DNA binding
Source: RefSeq, a predicted model, not a curated record